This is a messenger RNA of Sphenostylis stenocarpa, 285 nucleotides long. The record is from the annotation of a GenBank genome assembly. Lineage: Eukaryota; Viridiplantae; Streptophyta; Magnoliopsida; Fabales; Fabaceae.
AUGACUUGUUUGGAUAAGUACUUAUUGAGAGAAGCUUUGAAAAGUACUUUUAGCUCUGAAGGUUAUAACAUCAUGGUCAAUGCCACUAAAGGAGUUUUCAUUUCCUGUGACAUUCCAAUGGCACAAUAUAUCAUCAAUAUGAAUGCUUCUUUGCCUGCAUCUGAUAAGUUCAUUAUACAUGUCUUGGAUAACACCCACAUAUUUGUCCAACCUCAUGUCGAGGUAAUGAUACGAAGUCAAAUCGCCAAGUUUAGAGAGGACAACACAUAUGUCAAGCCUACUUGA